CGAUGGAUGCGCUAGCAUGUCUGCUGCUGCUGCUGCUGUCCGGGGCCAGGAUACACCAAAACACCGCUCUCCAGUGUUACUGCGAACGCUGCAGCGCCAACUCCAGCUGCACCAAUGGCGUCUGUUAUGUGGCCAUCCGUAAGUCGGGCAGUCAGCUGAUCACUGAGCGCAGCAUGUGUGUGCACGAAAGCGAACUGAUCCCACGAGACCGGCCCUUUAUCUGUGCCCCGUCCACCAAACAGGAGACGGGGAUCUACCCCAUGUGCUGCAUCACCGACUACUGCAACAAGAACCCCGACCCCACCAGCUUCCCUGUCCCUACAGUGAAGACCCCCCCACUGGGGCCCGUGGCCCUGGCUGCAGUCAUCGCUGGCCCUGUCUGCGUCCUGUGCCUGCUCCUGGUAGUGGCCUUCUACAUCUGCCACAGCCACAGGGGUCUGGGAGCUGGGGGGCCGGCCCACCACCACCACCACCGGGUACCCAAUGAGGAGGACCCGUCCCUGGACCACCCCUUUAUUACUGUGGGGACAACCCUGAAGGACCUCAUCUACGACAUGACCACCUCUGGCUCUGGAUCAGGGUUACCUCUGCUGGUCCAGAGAACCAUCGCCAGGACCAUCAUCCUUCAGGAGAGCAUCGGAAAAGGCCGUUUCGGGGAAGUGUGGCGGGGGAAGUGGCGUGGCGAGGAGGUGGCAGUGAAGAUCUUCUCCUCCCGCGAGGAGCGUUCCUGGUUCCGGGAGGCGGAGAUCUACCAGACGGUGAUGCUCCGACACGAGAACAUCCUGGGAUUCAUUGCUGCAGACAAUAAAGAUAACGGGACGUGGACUCAGCUGUGGCUGGUGUCCGACUACCACGAACACGGAUCCCUGUUCGACUACCUGAACCGCUACACCGUCACCGUGGAGGGCAUGAUCAAACUGUCCCUGUCCACCGCCAGCGGCCUGGCACACCUUCACAUGGAGAUAGUGGGCACGCAAGGUAAACCAGCCAUUGCUCAUAGAGACCUGAAAUCCAAGAACAUCCUGGUCAAGAAGAAUGGGACAUGUUGUAUCGCCGACCUUGGACUCGCCGUUCGCCACGACUCGGCCACCGACACCAUCGACAUCGCUCCGAACCACAGAGUGGGAACCAAAAGGUAUAUGGCUCCAGAGGUGUUGGAUGACUCCAUAAACAUGAAACACUUCGAGUCCUUCAAACGGGCCGACAUCUACGCCAUGGGUUUGGUGUUCUGGGAGAUCGCCAGCCGCUGUUCCAUGGGAGGCAUCCAUGAGGACUACCAGCUGCCCUACUACGACCUGGUCCAGUCCGACCCAUCGGUGGAGGAGAUGAGGAAGGUGGUGUGUGAGCAGAAGCUUCGACCCAACAUCCCCAACCGCUGGCAGAGCUGUGAGGCCUUACGGGUGAUGGCAAAGAUCAUGAGGGAGUGCUGGUACGCCAACGGGGCUGCCCGGCUCACAGCCCUGAGGAUCAAGAAAACCCUGUCCCAGCUGAGCCAACAGGAGGGAAUCAAGAUGUGA
Molecule: messenger RNA, 1517 nt
Organism: Sphaeramia orbicularis (orbiculate cardinalfish)
Lineage: Eukaryota; Metazoa; Chordata; Actinopteri; Kurtiformes; Apogonidae
Product: TGF-beta receptor type-1-like
Biological process (GO): heart development; cellular response to growth factor stimulus; protein phosphorylation
Cellular component (GO): plasma membrane; signaling receptor complex
Molecular function (GO): transforming growth factor beta receptor activity, type I; ATP binding; SMAD binding
Source: RefSeq, a predicted model, not a curated record